This is a messenger RNA of Sarcophilus harrisii (Tasmanian devil), 7938 nucleotides long. RefSeq names its product protein unc-13 homolog B. The transcript is spliced from 34 exons. Bases 655 to 6798 code for a protein of 2047 amino acids. Gene Ontology annotation, cellular component: presynaptic membrane; presynaptic active zone cytoplasmic component; synaptic vesicle membrane. Gene Ontology annotation, molecular function: phospholipid binding; calmodulin binding; calcium ion binding. NCBI's taxonomy places the organism in Eukaryota, Metazoa, Chordata, Mammalia, Dasyuromorphia, Dasyuridae. Gene Ontology annotation, biological process: presynaptic dense core vesicle exocytosis; neuromuscular junction development; synaptic transmission, glutamatergic. The record is from RefSeq and is a predicted model, not a curated record.
GCUGGAGAGGAGGAGGAGCAGCAGCAGGAGCAGGAGCAGGAGCUACCCUGCUUUCUUUCUCAUCUCAGAGCUCCCGAAUCCAUUGAGUUAGAAUUACAGAUUCAGCCGAAGUUUGGCUCGCCUGCCUGCAGCGGGGGAGAGAGCGGCGGUUCCAGCUAGUGACCGGAAAGCCUACCUGGAGAUCCUUCUAAGACGGCAUCUCCAGCUUUGCAGCCAAGGAAUCCCCUGCCUGCCUUUCAUCUGCUGGAUUUCUGGGCUGUGCCUUGCUUCCUAUCAUCAAGUUUGCACCGCUCCUUGACAGGGAGGCUGCUUGGCACUCGAGCCCGUCAGUUUGGUGCAGCUAACAGUAGCUUCUUCGUGCUCCUUGCCAGGAGGGCGAUCAGGAAUGGGCUUUGUCUUUGUUAGAAAGUUCAUUAUGUAGCUUCUGUGUGCCGUUGACAAAUUCUCCAGCAUGGUUUUCUUUUAAGGAAAAUCACUUGGGUUCUAUAGUUGAGCAUUAAUUUCCCCCCCUUUUCCUUAAUCCUCAUUUUGGGUGUAGUAGCAAGUUACCUGAUAAGGAAGUCAAAUUGGGAUCCAAAGGCAUAUGUUGGACUUGAGAGUUAGACACAUGUCUCUCUUGGGCGGCAUGAUGCUCCAGGCCCACUGCAGCAGCCAAUGAUGUUUGCUAGGAAUAGAUUGAAAAGAUCAGGACGUGGCAUUGCCUUUCCAAAAAACUCUCUAGGAAGCAUCCUGGCCAGAAAGAAGGGGAAGAAGCAAAAAAACCCUCAGAUCCUGAGGGAGAAAAUGAAGAGAUUGUUGCAGGAACCUCAAGAGAAAAGCUCUGUAAACCCAAAUACUUCGUCAGGGCUUUCUUCAGCUGAUUCAGGGUCAGCUGUGAUCAAUUGUGAUACCAGGAAUAAGCCCUCAAACCCUAUUGAGAUCUCUUCUCAGGAUAGGACUUUGCUGUCUACUUGUUGUGACCAAGUGGUCACAGUUAAGAGUGAGAAGGCAGACAUGACUUGCAGUGAUUGCUCGGGGCAAUCCAGUGGCCCUGGCUUAGAUGAAGCCCAGUUGGGUAAGAGGCAGCUUGGCACCUCAAAGCCUGACUUUCAGGACAUCUCCUCUGGGAGCCCUGGCACUAGUCAGCAGGAACUCCCUGAAAAAGAAAGAAACAAGCCCUCUCCAUCCAAAGGUGAUAGCCCCAAGAAGCAGCCAGAACCUUCUGGAGACGUGGUAGACUACAUUGUGAAAGAGCUACAAGGGAUCAGCCGCCUCCAAAUGGAGAUUGCUGAGCUUCAGCAACACCUGAGUUUGGUCAAAGGCUCUGUGGAUGAGGUAUCCAGCUGUGUGGAUUCAGUGCUGAGUGAGAUUGAGGGAUUACAGGUGGGUGGCAAUCCCUCUACAGCCAAGGCAUGUAUGAUGGGGAAAACCAAGGAGUCCCAUCUGGAAAGGCUCAGGGAGGAGCCUACCUUGUAUUUUUAUGGCCUUCCUGAGCAAGAUGGGGAAAACACAACAGAGCUUGUAAAUAGCUUCCUGGCCAAGCACCUUUGUGUUAAUGGCAUCCAGUGUAGCAAGUAUAUCAGGGAUGCUCACCGGGCCAAUGUGGCUGUGGGCAAGGCCCAUGAUCCCCGGCCCAUGAUUGUCAGGCUUGUACAUCCUGAGCAGAGAGACUUCAUUUUGCAAAAAUCGAUUCUCUUACAAAGUGUAGGGGUCCAGAUUGCAACACAGGAAGAGCCCAGCUGGUCGAAAGGUUGGAGCCCUCAGAUGGACUCCAUUUCAUUGUUUCAGCGAGGGUUGCAGGAUCAUCCCUGGCGCUCUUUGAGCCUUGAUGAAGGGGUUCUACAUGCCAAUAAAAGGGACAAGGCACAAAAAACAGAUGCUGACUGGGUCAGAGCUCAGAAUCAAAGUGGGGAUUCCCAGGGCCAAAAGCUUUGUUUUCCAUCCAAGGUUACCCCAGCAAAAAGAAACAGUAUGGUGGCCGAGCCUUUGGAAGAAGUUGGGAAAGCAGCCCAAAUGGUCUUUUGCAACCAUGGAAACCAGACUAGACCACAGAGGGAGGCCCUUUCAUCUGUUUUGCAGGAGAAAAAGGGCUCUGUCUUAGAGUCCAUCCCCACGGAGGAAGAUUCUGGGAAAGCACAGGAGUUUCCACAGCACCCUUGUGAAGGAGUUUUGUGCACAGAAGCAAAACAAGUUGUCCAUAGCAUUAAAGAGAAAGCCAACCACUGUCCAUCUCUUGAGGGUACCAGAGCAGAGAAGGGCCAACUGCUGGGUUGUGGAACCGGACUUGAGAUUCUGAGCCGAGAGCAAUUAAAUUCACUUUUAACAGAUGAGUCCAGAAGGCUGAUGACUCUAAGUCAUGAAGACACAAUGGAUGAAGUGACCAUUGGACCUGAGGCUUUCAAAGACAUGGUUCAUAUUAACUUAAAUGAGGAAGAGGAGACUGCUGUGCAGGUCCUUAGGGAUGCUUUGGAUAGCUCCUCAUAUGUUUUGGAUGCCUCACAGGAAGAUGAAGAUGGCACGGAUGUGAAGUUUUAUACAAAUAAAUUAGGAAAAGCAAUUCAUCAAUUCAAAUCAGCUCUUCAAGGAGUAUUUCAGAAGCUGGAGAGCAGUGAUUCCUUCAGUCCUGAAGGCCUGGAGAGCAAUGAGAGUGGCUCCCAAACUGAUGACAGUGAUGGGCCACUGCAGAUGUUGAGCCCAGGAGACAGAGACUACUUAGUAGAAAGCCCCUCAAGUAGGGGAAGUGAGAGCUUGGCUAGUGAGGCUGCCACCAGUGAACUGAUUGUUUCCAGACGUAAAGAACAAGCCCAUUUGGACCAUAGAAGCCUUUCUCCUGCUUCCAAUGAUUCUCUGCUCUCUUGUUCAUUGCCAUGUUCUGAUUUGGAUGUCUCUCUAGGACAGCUGAAGCCCAUGAGCAGCCUUGGAGAUGAGACUUAUUCAAGGCCUCAGGAACCCAAAGAUGGAAAAUUGAGCCUAGAGCAAGUGUGUGCAGAGACUAUAUACCUCAACAAGUGCAUCAACAACUUCAAAAAUGUACUGAGAGAAAAGAGACUAACGCAGAAGAAACUUUUACAGGAAUUAGUUCAGGAGGCAAAUUGUCUUUCAGCUGAAGAAAUAUAUUCAGAAGGAAGGCAACAAGCCCUUCAGGCUCCUGAUGAUGAUGAUCCCUCUAGGCAGCUGUGGCUCCCCAGCGGGUCAGCUGGUGGACUCUAUGGCAUUGACAGCAUGCCAGACCUACGCAAAAAGAAACCACUUCCCCUCGUCAGCGACUUGGCCAUGUCACUGGUCCAGUCCAGAAAGGCAGGAAUCACAUCUGCAUUAGCUACGCGGACCUCCCUCAAAGAUGAAGAACUGAAAUCUCACGUGUACAAGAAAACCUUGCAAGCCUUGAUCUACCCUAUCUCCUGCACCACUCCUCACAAUUUUGAAGUGUGGACAGCCACUACACCCACCUACUGCUAUGAAUGUGAAGGCCUUCUGUGGGGCAUUGCUCGGCAGGGCAUGCGCUGCACUGAGUGUGGUGUGAAGUGCCAUGAAAAGUGCCAGGAUCUGCUCAAUGCUGACUGCCUGCAAAGGGCAGCAGAAAAAAGCUGCAAGCAUGGUGCCGAGGACCGAACUCAAAAUAUCAUCAUGGCUAUGAAGGAUCGCAUGAAAAUACGUGAGCGGAAUAAGCCAGAGAUUUUUGAUGUUAUUCGAGAUGUCUUUACUGUGAGCAAAGUUGUCCAUGCCCAGCAGAUGAAGACAGUGAAACAGAGUGUGCUAGAUGGUACCUCCAAGUGGUCAGCCAAGAUCACCAUCACAGUGGUGUGUGCUCAGGGUCUGCAGGCCAAGGAUAAGACUGGCUCCAGUGACCCCUAUGUUACUGUGCAAGUUGGAAAAACGAAGAAACGAACAAAGACCAUCUUUGGCAACCUGAAUCCUGUUUGGGAGGAAAAGUUCCAUUUUGAGUGCCAUAACUCUUCAGAUCGAAUCAAAGUACGAGUGUGGGAUGAAGAUGAUGACAUCAAGUCAAGAGUGAAGCAGAGGCUGAAGCGGGAGUCAGAUGACUUUCUUGGCCAGACCAUCAUUGAAGUACGAACCCUGAGUGGCGAGAUGGAUGUCUGGUACAACUUGGAAAAGAGGACAGAUAAGUCUGCUGUCUCAGGGGCAAUCCGGCUGCAUAUCAGUGUGGAAAUAAAGGGGGAAGAGAAGGUAGCACCAUAUCAUGUGCAAUAUACAUGUCUCCAUGAGAAUCUGUUCCAUCAUCUCACAGACAUCCAGGGCAGUGGAGGAGUCCGAAUCCCUGAGGCCAAAGGGGAUGAUGCAUGGAAGGUUUAUUUUGAUGAGACAGCCCAAGAAAUUGUGGAUGAAUUUGCCAUGCGCUAUGGCAUUGAGUCAAUAUACCAGGCCAUGACGCACUUUGCAUGUCUGUCCUCCAAGUACAUGUGUCCUGGUGUACCAGCAGUGAUGAGCACUCUGCUUGCCAACAUUAAUGCCUACUAUGCCCAUACCACAGCUUCCACCAAUGUCUCUGCCUGUGACCGUUUUGCAGCCUCUAACUUUGGGAAAGAGAGAUUUGUGAAACUGCUGGACCAAUUGCAUAACUCAUUGCGAAUCGACCUCUCCACAUACCGGAACAAUUUCCCUGCUGGGAGUCCUGAAAGGCUGCAGGAUCUGAAAUCCACUGUGGAUCUUCUCACCAGCAUUACCUUCUUUAGAAUGAAGGUACAAGAACUGCAGAGUCCACCGCGUGCCAGCCAGGUAGUGAAGGACUGUGUGAAGGCCUGUUUGAAUUCCACUUAUGAAUACAUCUUCAACAACUGUCACGAGCUGUACAACCACCAGUACCAGACUGAAAAACAGGAACUGCCUCCAGAGGAUCAAGGCCCCAGUAUCCGGAAUCUGGAUUUCUGGCCCAAGCUCAUUACUCUCAUUGUGUCCAUCAUCGAAGAAGAUAAAAAUGCCUAUACAUCUGUCCUGAACCAGUUCCCCCAGGAGCUGAAUGUGGGCAAGGUCAGUGCAGAGGUGAUGUGGCACCUAUUUGCCCAGGACAUGAAGUAUGCCUUGGAAGAGCAUGAGAAGAACCGACUCUGUAAAAGCGCUGACUACAUGAACCUGCACUUCAAGGUGAAGUGGCUUCACAAUGAGUAUGUUCGUGACCUGCCUGUCCUCCAGGGAAAGGUGCCUGAAUACCCAGCGUGGUUUGAGCAAUUUGUGCUGCAGUGGCUGGAUGAGAAUGAGGAUGUGUCCCUGGAGUUCCUGCAUGGUGCCCUUGAGAGAGACAAGAAAGAUGGGUUCCAGCAAACAUCGGAGCACGCGCUCUUCUCCUGCUCCGUGGUGGAUGUCUUCACACAACUCAACCAGAGUUUUGAAAUCAUUCGGAAACUGGAAUGCCCAGACCCUGGCAUCCUUGCCCACUAUAUGCGGAGAUUUGCCAAGACCAUUGGAAAGGUGUUGAUGCAAUAUGCAGAUAUUUUAGCCAAGAAUUUCCCUUCCUAUUGUGACAAGGAGAAACUGCCUUGCAUCCUAAUGAACAACGUGCAGCAGUUGAGAGUGCAACUGGAGAAGAUGUUCGAGGCCAUGGGGGCCAAGGAGCUAGAUCCUGAGGCAGGAGACAACCUGAAGGAGCUUCAGGUGAAACUGAACACCGUUCUCGAUGAGCUGAGCACGGUAUUUGGGAACAGUUUUCAGACUCGGAUUGACGAGUGCGUUCGACAGAUGGCUGACAUCCUGAGUCAGGUGCGCGGCCCGGGGAAUGUGACCCCCAACACCAGAGGCUCAGUGGCUCAGGAGGCAGACGGUGUGCUCCGACCCCUCAUGGACUUCCUGGACAGCAACCUCACGCUCUUUGCCACGGUGUGUGAGAAGACGGUGCUGAAACGGGUGCUAAAGGAACUGUGGCGGGUGGUGAUGAACACCAUGGAGAAAACAAUUGUGCUGCCCCCACUUACGGACCAGACGGGGCCCCAGUUGAUCUUUACAGCUGCCAAAGAGCUAAGCCAUCUCUCCAAACUCAAGGACCACAUGGUACGGGAGGAGACACGGAACCUCACCCCAAAGCAGUGUGCUGUCCUUGACCUUGCACUGGACACCAUCAAGCAAUACUUUCAUGCCGGUGGCAAUGGACUGAAGAAAACGUUUCUUGAGAAGAGCCCAGAUCUGCAGUCCCUUCGCUACGCCCUGUCCCUCUACACACAGACCACAGACACACUUAUCAAGACCUUUGUGCGGUCACAGACUGCCCAGGUGCAUGAUGGGAAGGGUAUUAGGUUUACUGCAAAUGAGGACAUUCGGCCGGAGAAGGGGUCAGGUGUGGAUGAUCCUGUGGGAGAAGUCUCCAUCCAAGUGGAUCUGUUUACACAUCCUGGGACUGGGGAACACAAGGUCACAGUGAAAGUGGUGGCUGCCAACGAUCUCAAAUGGCAGACAGCAGGCAUGUUCAGGCCUUUUGUGGAGGUGACCAUGGUUGGCCCACACCAGAGUGACCGAAAAAGGAAAUUUACAACCAAGUCCAAGAGCAACAACUGGGCCCCCAAGUACAAUGAGACGUUUCACUUCCUUUUGGGGAAUGAGGAAGGGCCUGAUGCCUAUGAACUUCAGGUGUGUGUGAAGGACUACUGCUUUGCACGUGAGGACCGGGUGCUGGGGCUAGCAGUGAUGCCAUUGAGGGAGAUGGCAGCCAAAGGUAGCUGUGCCUGCUGGUGCCCCCUGGGCCGUAAGGUCCACAUGGAUGAAACAGGCCUGACUAUUCUUCGGAUUCUGUCCCAGAGAAGCAAUGAUGAAGUGGCUCGAGAGUUUGUGAAGCUCAAAUCAGAGUCUCGCUCCUCAGAGGAAGGGAGUUGAGUCUCCCAUCCCAUGUGCCAACCUGGGCAACUGUGCCUGCCUUCCUUCAUAUCAUCGAAUUCCCAUCCUCCUCCCUGCCAGGCUCAUGGAAGUUAGCUGUGGAGUAGCCUUUGAUCAUCUGUAGCCAAGAAGUUGAUGCCUGAUUUUUAGGAGAAAUUCUGGGAGGGAAAAUUUUCUCACACAGGCACUAGGCUUCAAGGAUAGCCAGGAGAGUUUUUCCUUAAGAACCAAACCAAACUUAUCCUCUUUCUCAUCUCUUCUCUCCCCACUCCUAAACACACCCCCCCCCCCAUUUAAAUGUAUCCACGUUACUCAUAUGAAGAAAGUCGGGGGAUCUAGAAUGGUUGGUAGUGAAUGUCUAAUGAACAGCGGAGUUGGCUAGACCCACAGAUGUGCCUGAUACCUGUAGUCCAGGGAAACCUCAUUGGUAAUCCUGAGGGUGUCACCAAGAGCUGAAGUGCCUGAGCAGAGGCUGCUUUCAUCUUGCUGCUUCAAGCCCCAAGGACAAAAAGUAGAACUGGAACUUGCCAGGGAUAAAUUAUUCCCCACUUCUGGGCCUUGGCCUAAGAGCAAGUCCCUUUAUUGCUGGCCCUGAAGAGGGAGUUUCCAGAAGCUUUUAAAAGUGUCACAAUCAGAACAGAUUCACAUGGUGCUUAGGAGUCUGGGAGAGUGUCUUUGGGUUGGCCCAGCCUGGGUUGCUGCUAUGAAUGUGAACAAACAUAAGCAGAAGGGGAAGGUUUUUUUCUUUCUGGGCUAGAUCCUGAGAUAAAUCAGUGGCUACAGGAGUUGGAUUUGGGAAGAAUUUUCUUGCCCCGCUCACCUUCUGUAGAGGGUGAUGUCCCACUGAUAAGUAGGACUAACCAGUCCCUGUUACCCCUCUUGGUCAACAGGUAGGACUCUCUGGAUUUUUUUUUUUUUUUUUUUGGUAUGGACUUUCUUUAGACACUUGUACAGCUAUAUGAAGUGGGAUUUGGAUUUACCUGGCAUGCUUCUAGGAUUCUCGGGAACUUGAUGUCCACAGAUACACUGCCCAAAACACUAAAAAAGAAAUCAAGGCAUUUUUGCUGUUGUUAAUCAUUGUAUGUGCCAUUGUUGCAGAAGAUUAUAGGAUAGACUUUAAUAAAUUAUCUUUUAGCAGCA